AUGCAGAAAACCUUUAAAAUACAUGAUAACCAAGGAAAAUCUGGUAUGGAGAAAGAAUUUUUGUAUACAUUCAACACUGGAAAUCAGCAUUUCGUGCUUACAGUUCCACUGAAAAUUACAGCGCAAGAAAAUGUUAGCCAUUUGCUUGGGCGUUUAAUGCUUCUUCACAACUUGCCGAGCUUCAUAGAAAAUGAUUUAAAGGAAUCUCUUGAUAGAUUCAUUGAGGAGGAAUCAAUACAAGAUUAUGAUAAAGAAGCAGAAGUAGCCCUGGAAGCUGUAAAAUCUGGUAAAAUAGAUUUGAACCACCUGACAAAUGCUUGGGCCAAAACUUACACAGAGGCAAUAUUGGAACAUGCAAGACCUGAAGACUCAAAUUGGGAUGAAGAUUUUGCAGAUGUCUAUCAUGAUCUGAUCCAUUCUUCUGCUUCUGAAACUCUCUUAAACUUGGAACACAAUUAUUUUGUUAGCAUCUCAGAAUUAAUAAGUGAAAGAGAUGUGGAACUCAGAAAACUAAGAGAAAGGCAAGGAGUUGAAAUGGACACGGUGAUGGAAGAAUUGGGAAAAACAUUGACAGAUUAUGAUGUAAAUAUGUUGGCAGCUCAGCACUUUGAAUCCCAGCAGGUGUUGGAAAACAAGUGGAAUAAUGAACUGAAACAAACCACAGGUAUCCAGAAACAAGAGUAUCAGGAAUGGGUGAUUAAACUUCAUGAGGACCUAAAAAAUCCUAACAUUACUAUUGGUGAGGAAAUAAAAGUUCAACCUAAUCAGUGGAGAGAAUCUAUAGAAGGAAAUGGAAGACUUUUUGAAGACCAGAGACAAUUGGAAGAAAGUUUCACCAUCCAUUUGGGAGCACAACUGAAAACCAUGCACAACCUGAGAUUACUGAAGGCGGAUAUGCUGGAUUUUUGCAAGCAUAAACGUAAUCAUCGCAGUGGAGUCAAACUUCAUAGGCUUCAGACAGCAUUAUCACUUUAUUCAACUUCUCUUUGUGGCUUGGUCCUAUUAGUGGAUAAUCGCAUCAGUUCAUACAGUGGGAUCAAAAGAGAUUUUGCAACAGUUUGUCAGGAAUGCACAGAGUUCCACUUUCCUGGGAUUCAGGAGCAACUUGAAGUUGUUCAACAGGUAGUACUUUAUGCCCGAGUCCAGCAAAGCAGUAAAUCCAAAAGGCUAAAUGAUGUAGGAAACAAAAAUGGUGGCAGUGAAGAUAAAUCAAAGAAUAUGGAACAAAGCCUAUCAAAUAUUUUUCCUGGAGAAUUUUACAUCACUCGCCAUUCAAAUCUCUCUGAAAUUCAUGUAACUUUUCAUCUCUGUGUGGAUGAUAAUGUGAGAUCGGGUAAUAUUACUGCCAGGGAUCCUGCAAUCAUGGGCCUCCGGAAUAUCCUCAAAGUGUGUUGCACUCAUGAUAUUACUACCAUUAGUAUUCCUCUCCUACUGGUACAUGAUAUGUCUGAGGAAAUGACUAUAUCUUGGUGUCUGAAAAGAGCAGAGCUUGUAUUUAAGUGUGUAAAAGGAUUCAUGAUGGAAAUGGCUUCUUGGGAUGGAGGGAUUUCUCGGACUGUACAAUUCCUGGUACCACAGAGUAUUUCUGAAGAAAUGUUUUACCAGCUCAGUAAUAUGUUGCCACAGAUUUUCCGUGUCUCAUCUACACUCACUCUGACAUCUAAACAUUGAGUUCUUGAAUACUCUGGAGAGGAGCUGCAGGAAGUCAACACAAAUUUAAUCUUAAUACAUGAAACAUCAGCCGCCUAUAGUACCAGGAAGUGGGAUAAGUUCAGCUGCUGUCACACGACGCUCACUUGUCAAGAAAUUGAAAGUUGCACUAGCUUGGAUGUGAUUAUAGCAGAAGUUCCUAACAAAAGCUGGAAUCUAAAGACAAUUGCAGCAUGCUUACAUGAGGAACAGUGGGCCGUUACUAAUAAAAAAAGUAAAAGUACUCUAUUGGCUUCAGUCCCUCCUGCAUUUUAAAGGCUGCUUUGAGAGUCCUCCAGGGUUUGAAGCAACUUGUGAAAAACAGUAAAAAUUGUGUUAAGAAUGAGAGAGUUCUAAAAAAAACCUUAGUGUUUGUAUCCUUAUAUCCCAGUAAACUAAUAUGUGUAAUGUGCUUUAGAUUUGCUUCCAUUGACAUAAACCUUUUGUAUGGUUUAUAUAGAGAUUUGACAUUUUGUGUAUUUACAUGCUUUGUGUAGAAAUGGUUACAACUAACCUACUUCUCUUGCUCCAAAACAGGGGUUACUGUCCUAAGCACAUGUUAACUGGAACUAAUGUUUAAAAUACACAAGGCUGCUUUUGUGAA
Sceloporus undulatus (fence lizard) is the source of this 2293-nucleotide messenger RNA. It is a transcript of the gene FERRY3, whose product is annotated as chromosome 5 C12orf4 homolog. Gene Ontology annotation, cellular component: cytoplasm. Gene Ontology annotation, biological process: regulation of mast cell degranulation. The record is from RefSeq and is a predicted model, not a curated record. NCBI's taxonomy places the organism in Eukaryota, Metazoa, Chordata, Lepidosauria, Squamata, Phrynosomatidae.